AUUUUCCACAUUUGUCGUCAUUUUUUGCGGAAAAUCAGCGGAAAACACAAAGAAAAACAGUCGUGUGAGCGAGACAAAAAACAAAGAGAUCUUUCAUCUCACUUGCACACGUCAUUUUUGAAGAAUUUUUUGACGUCAAAAAUUUUUGCAAAAAGAAAAAAAAUGAUUGAAAUUGCUGCAAAAUUAGUUCGGGAGCAAAUUCCAGUGUUCCUGUGCGGGGAAGUAGUUGAGUGCUUUAUCUCCUUCACCAAUCCCACUCUGCCGGAGCAUAAAAUUGCCCAGAGCAACAAUGACAUCCUGGAGAAUCUUGCCUGGGCCACAGCUCAGGUUCACUGCAUUUGCAAUUCUGUGUUCCAGGAGCGACAAUUGCAGGCUCCAGACUCCUCCAUGGCCAAUGACACAUCCCUUACGGCAGCAAUGCGUGAUCAGGGAGACAUUGUGAUGGCCACGAGUCCAAAAAUUCUCUUCUGUGACCUUCGUCUUGCGCCUGGAGAAACAAAAUCGUAUCUCUACAGAGAAUCCCUUCCCAUGUCGUGCCCACCAACGUACAAGGGAACAGCAAUAAAGUACUACUACAAGAUCACAAUUGCAACCCAGAGAUUGGGGUCAAAAGUUCAAGCUCUCCGGAUACCAAUCAGGGUACUUCCCAUGCCCACAGUAAUUCGUCCGGAUGAUGUACCGGCGCUCUGCAAUGAAACAAAUGAGGAGCUGGCUCCUACAAAUCCCUUCCUUGAGACCAGGAAGACGGAAUCAAAGCUGGAGAUUGCCCUGCAUCAUCUGCAGAAUAUCACAGCACGUCGCCGUCCAAACUUCUACUUGAUAUCCAACAAACGCGGCACUGUGGGGCGUUUUUGUCUCUUCAAGCCAGCCUACAAGCUUGGGGAGGAUAUUGUGGGUACUUUGGACUUUACCUGCCGCACUGUGCGAUGCGUCCAAGUCUCUGUGACACUGCAAUGCGAGGAAGUUCUCUUGAAGAAGACUCCUCCAGCUCAGCAGGGAGCUCAAGCAGACCCCGAAGCAUCCGCUCCGUCGGGAAAAAUCAUGACCUUCACGAAGCACCACGAAGUUUGCUUGGGACUCAAGCAAACACAGAUGAUCCUGCCCAUUCCACUCCAUGUAACCCCGACUUUCUCAACGGAACUCGUGGACAUUCGAUGGCAGCUGCACUUUGAGUUUGUUACGAGUGCCAGUGAGGAAUUGAAGCCAACUGAGGGGGAGAAUUGGCAGGCUCCCACAGAUAUUAUGAUUGAGACGAUGAUUUGGAAUCUACCGGUGACACUGUACCCAACAACUCCGCAGCAGAUCCUUCAGCAUUCCGGCAAACAUACUCUUCUUAUUAAAUAAAACUCACUUAAUCAAUUGUUAA
Messenger RNA from Lutzomyia longipalpis, 1366 nucleotides. RefSeq names its product RAB6A-GEF complex partner protein 2. The record is from RefSeq and is a predicted model, not a curated record. Gene Ontology annotation, biological process: retrograde transport, endosome to Golgi. Gene Ontology annotation, cellular component: Ric1-Rgp1 guanyl-nucleotide exchange factor complex; Golgi membrane. The transcript is spliced from 2 exons. NCBI's taxonomy places the organism in Eukaryota, Metazoa, Arthropoda, Insecta, Diptera, Psychodidae. The coding region runs from base 163 to 1344 and encodes 393 amino acids.